This is a messenger RNA of Oppiella nova, 449 nucleotides long. The record is from the annotation of a GenBank genome assembly. NCBI's taxonomy places the organism in Eukaryota, Metazoa, Arthropoda, Arachnida, Sarcoptiformes, Oppiidae.
GUGGAUAUGAUUCAGAGGCCUUCCAAACGCAUUUCGUCGAUUAACCGGCCGUUCAGUCCGCGCAUCGGUAGACCAUCACUGAUGGACAUCCAGAAUGUGAUGGACAACACUCACAAGAAGCGUGUUGUGUCCACACAUUGCACGUCCAAAACACUCACGUUUGACAGCAAUGACACCAAUAGUGUCAUCACUAAAAAGAAACGCAAGGCUCGAGUCAGCAGUAGAUCCAUUGGAUCAGAUUUGUCUGACUCUAGCAGUCUGUCCACCCGUAGUAGUCGUCGUAAUCGUAAGGCUGUCUCUUAUAAGGAACCAUCACUUGCGCAAACUUCGUCGAAGUCACGAUUGAUUGGUAAUAGGUUUAGUGUGUAUUACUAAUUAUAUUCACGAUUAUCUCCAUAUUUUCACUUUAUUUAUACCUUUCACUCUUAGAAUGUCUUAUAUUUUAUUGC